Molecule: messenger RNA, 1956 nt
Organism: Pocillopora meandrina
Lineage: Eukaryota; Metazoa; Cnidaria; Anthozoa; Scleractinia; Pocilloporidae
Source: the annotation of a GenBank genome assembly
AUGAAGAUGACAUGGCUUAUGGAGGGCUGUGUCAAUGGUCAUGCGUUCACCAUCGAAGGAGAAGGCACCGGCAAACCUUACGAGUACGUUUAUGUGAAAUAACGAUCAACCUGUAAAUUGUCCUUUUGCGUGGAUGCAUUGCUGGUCUAACCAAAGCAAAUUUGGUUAUUUCAGUUAUGUUUCCUUUGGCUGUUUGUGUCAUCUACGUAUGGCUGUCUUGGAAAAAGGGGUUUAUAAAUCUAAGCUUUAUAUAGUAACUCGUCCAGAAGUCAUUGUGCACAAGUCACUUAUGUGAUGAAAACGCACCAAAAUAGUCAUAUGCUAGUGAUUUCGUUAAUGAAAGACCACAAUAUCGAAAAUCCUCUCUAUCUGAAUAUUUCAGAGGCAAACAAACGGGGACAUUCCGUGUUACAAAGGGCGGACCCCUUCCAUUUGCCGUAGACAUAGUGGCACCGACUUUGAAGUAUGGAUUCAAAUGUUUCAUGAAGUAUCCUGCUGAUAUUCCUGACUAUUUCAAGCAAGCAUUUCCCGAAGGUCUGACAUACGACAGGAAAUUAACAUUUGAAGAUGGAGGGAGUGCCACGGCCACCGUGGAAAUGAGGUGAGUAAUUACUUACUAUUUAACUGUUAAUCAGCUUUUUUAACUUGCAGAUUGAACAAAGAUCUUUGAGUUACAUCUGUGAAUGAUUGAAAACAAAAAUCAUUUAAAUUUUCUUGCAUAAUCUGCAACACUACACAAAGAUUUGGGCUCGAUGUGAAAAAGUGAAAAUUCACGACGGAUUUCCAUGAUGAAUAUCAUCAUGGAAGCCUCAAAAGUGCAGUAAUACAGCGACAACCGCUUGCUUUUCAAAAAUGAUUAGGCAAAAUUAAAAAUUGACCUAAUUUUUUUACAUUCGUCACUUUCUUCCUUUCAGGCUAAUUUUUCUUUUAACAUAGAAAUCUAACCUGUCGACUUAGAGGUUUUUUUUCCAUUAAAAUCUUUUUACCUCGUAAGGUGGACUCAAAAUGUAUGUUUUAUUCAUUUUGCGUUCUGAAAUGCUUUCUACUUUGACAGCCUCAAAGGCAACACUCUUGUGCACAAGACCAAUUUCCAAGGAGGCAACUUUCCCAUCGACGGGCCUGUCAUGCAAAAGAAGACGCUUGGCUGGGAACCAACCUCGGAGAAAAUGACUCCUUGUAAUGGAACAAUCAAGGGAGACACUAUCAUGUACCUUUUGGUCGAAGGAGGGAAAAUGCUGAAAUGUCGAUAUGAAAACAAUUACAGGUAAUUACGUUGGUUUCGACUGCUAUGUACAGACAUGUAUCUGACUUGAUCUUAACGGGUUUCUCUCCCGAGUUCCCAAAAAGUCACCAACUGUUAUGUAACUUUGCAGUAUAAAUUCAGUCCAUUGUUAUGAAAUUACGUAAUAAGAAGCGGCGAACAUAACUUAUAUAUUCAGAAGUAGUGCACCCGACAGUUUAGAGUCACCUCCGAGGUUUGCACGUUUCUUCAUUAUUCAAAUUCGCUUAAAUUUCCGAAUUUUGUGAUCAUAACUCUUCAACCGCAUCGGAUUACAAAACUGCAAAGCUGGAUAAAGGUCUAUUUGUAGACAUUUCUCUGAAAUUAUUCUGAUCGCUAACGAUCAUAAUUACAACUCGAACGCAAUGUUCGCAAACUGCCUUCAUCUUUGUGGUUACCAGGGCGUCGAAGUAGAUGACUCAAUAUCUAUAAUUCCUAUUUCAGCGAGAAAUCAUGGGUCAUUCUUGAUUUUUUUUCCUCCAGGGCCAAGAAGGUGAUACACGAGAUGCCACCGAGCCAUUUUGUGGAUCUCCGCCUUGUGAAAACCAACCUUGAUAAGGAAGGUUUGAAGUUUCAACUGGAAGAACAUGCAGUGGCAAGAAUCCUCGAGGUUUGAGGAUUACUGGGGAGUCACUAUCAUUGUGAGUCUCGACAUUGUUUGUACAACAACAUGAGAU